UGUCCGACCCCUCAGACCCCGCCCCUUUCCGCAACCACCACCAUAGAGACGCGCCGACGCUCCCGGAAGUGACGCCGCGCGCACCCGGAAGUACCGGAGCGAGCCCCGGGAUGUCGCGCGCCACCAAGCGGAAGCACGUGGUGCGGGAGCUGCUGGAGGAGCACGUGAUGCCGGCGCCGCGUCAGCGCAUCGUGCGGGUGUUGGGGACCCCCGGGAACAACCUGCACGAGGUGGAGACGGCCGAGGGGGUGCGGUUCCUGGCCAGCAUGCCCCCCCGCUUCCGCCGCCACAUCUGGAUCAAGAGAGGUGACUUCCUGCUGGUGGACCCCAUCGAGGAGGGGGCGAAGGUCAAGGCCGAGAUGUCCCUCGUCCUCCUCCCCCCCCCACGUCCGCUUCCUGCAGCGCCAGGGCCUCUGGCCCGAGGCCUUCGCCCCCCCCGAGCCGCGGAGCCCCCGCGAGGGCCACCCCCCCCACGGGGACGGGGGAGGGGGGCUCUUCGUCAACACCAACCGGGCGGCGGCCGGCGGGGACGCGGGUGACAGCGAGGACACGGGUGACAGCGAGGAGGACACGGGUGACACCGAGGAGGAGAUGGGUGACAGCGAGGACACGGGUGACACCGAGGAGGACGCCACGGGUGA
Molecule: messenger RNA, 641 nt
Organism: Phalacrocorax carbo (great cormorant)
Lineage: Eukaryota; Metazoa; Chordata; Aves; Suliformes; Phalacrocoracidae
Source: RefSeq, a predicted model, not a curated record